GCGGGCGGCGCAUGCGCGGGGCGGGGCGCUGGCCCCGCCUUCGGAGCGCCAUGCCGGCGCGCGGCCGAGGCACCUGAGCCAGGAUGAAGGAGUGGUGGGUGCAGGUGGGGCUGCUGAGCGUGCCCCUCCUUGCCGUCUAUCUGCACAUCCCGCCUCCCAAGCUCUCCCCGGCUCUCCUCUCCUGGAGGUCGUCUGGAGGCUACUUCACCUACAAGGACCAGAACAUCUUCUACAGAGACUCAACUGGCGCCAUUGGCAGCUCUGACAUCGUCCUCCUCCUGCACGGCUUCCCAACCUCCAGCUAUGACUGGUACAAGGUCUGGGAAGGGCUGACCCAGCGGUUUCACCGGGUGAUUGCUUUGGAUUUUGUAGGAUUUGGUUUCAGUGACAAGCCUAGGCCCCACCGCUACUCCAUCUUCGAGCAAGCCAGUAUCGUGGAGGGGCUGGUGCAUCACCUUGGCCUCCGCCACCAGAGAAUUAAUCUCCUCUCCCAUGAUUACGGGGAUACAGUCGCACAGGAGCUGCUGCACAGGUAUGAGCACAAUAAAACUGGAAGCAUCUUGAUCAACAGCCUCUGUUUAUCCAAUGGAGGGAUUUUUCCUGAAACACACUACCCCCGGUUCAUCCAGAAGAUCCUCAAGGAUGGGGGUUUGCUGUCCCCUGUCAUCACGCGGCUGAUGAACUUCUUCCUCUUCUCCAGAGGACUUGGGGCGGUAUUUGGGCCCUACACGCAGCCUUCACAAGCAGAGUACUGGGACAUGUGGACAGUGGUGCGGACCAACGAUGGCAAUCUCGUUGUUGACAGUAUUUUGCAGUACAUAAACCAGAGAAAGAAGCACAGAGACCGCUGGGUUGGGGCUUUGAUGUCCACCUCUGUCCCACUGCAUCUAAUCUAUGGGCCCCUGGACCCUGUGAACCCACACCCAGAGUUUCUUCAGCUUUACAAGAAGGUGCUUCCCAUGUCCACGGUGUCUGUGCUGGACGACCACAUUAGCCACUAUCCACAGCUGGAGGAUCCAACAGGUUUCCUGAAUGCAUAUCUGAACUUCAUCAACUCCUUCUGAGCUGCUGCAGCUCAGUUCUCGCUCUGUUUAAAAGUCAGGCUUUGGGGACAGGAAGAAACCUCGAUUUUUAUCUCCAGAUCCAACAAUCUGCACUAACACCCUCAUCUUUGGCUGCCAAACUGCUGCAUUUAUGCAGUUAAAUCCUUUGAGCACCAGAAGAGAAGCUUGCAGGGAGGUUUGGACAAAACUGCCAGCCUGAGUAGAGUUAGAGGAUGUGGACAGCUCCUCCUGCUCUGCGCUCACCUUGAUUCUUGACUGGCUUAUCCCUCUAUUAGGAGCCACGAGGGCUCAAGGGAGAACUGGGGCACCUGACAGGAGGUGGAGCACACAUGUCAGUCUCAGUCCUUACUUGCCUUCACUGCUAAGCUAUGCUGCAUGGCACAGGUAGACAGGACCACUAGCAGCCAAGCGUUGAUGCAUAUAUUCCCAAGAUGGAUGCCAGUCGGGUUUUGAGGUGUGUGCAUGCAGUUUAAAUUAUAUCCCUCUGCUAAGUGUUAACAAUACUUGGCCAGCUUGUCAGCACUGAAGAAUCUGAAACUGAGUUUGCUUACACUAAGUAUAGCAGGCAAGCUGGAUCUGUAAUCCCCCAAAGUAUAGGCAAUGAUGCUCUCUGCACACAUAAAGGGGCAUUUAAGCACUGUAAUUAUGUUUUCAGUAACCUCUCUUUAAUGGCCAGUUACCCGAAGCGAAGCUCUGAACCUCAAGUUUUUACCACAUUCCUUGUUUCUCUGAUUUUCAGUUCAACAAGCAGAGCCACCCAUUGACACUACACCCCUGGGACUAUCUCAGGAGCUUCGCAGAAGCGUGGCUGUAGCAUGCAGUUCUACCAGGGCAGGCUCAUACCUGUUUCACUAGAGCAAGAUGAAUAUGCAAUACUGGUACUAGCAGAAGCCAAGACGUUCUUCUGAGCAAUAGCUAUUUGAGCCACAGGGAUCUGGGACAGGUGUUUAAAUUAGAAUCCAAGUAUUCCUUCCUUCCUCACCCUGACUUGGUAACUAAAGAAACAGCAGUUCAUCAGGAGAGAGAUGCAGAACUUAAUUCACAAGAAGUCACCACAAGGUCCCUCUUUCCUCCUCUCUUCCCAACUUUUGACACAGGGUGUUUCACAUCUUUGAGCCCAGGAAAAGGCUGUGCUGUUGUUUGGUAUUAUCUGACAUAAGGCUCAGAGAACUGAAUAUGCCUUGACCCGUGAAGUUUAAUCUCUCUCUCUGUACAUUGAUUUUUCUGUGUGGAACAGAGGAGACAAUCAUGAAGAUAACUGUAAAUUUGCAGGCUGGCAGACUCUGCAGGUUUUGUGUGGUUUUUAACUCCUUAACAGCAUCCCUUUAGGAAUAAGGGGCUUCUGCUGAAUAAACAGCCAUUAUUGGCUACUUUUUCUGUACUGAAGCAGACAGGAUUAGAACAAGAAAUUUCUAUUUUAUUAAUAGUAAUUCGUAUGAAUUCCACCACUUGAACCAGUGUUUAUUUUCUGUUAAUAAAAAUCAGUUUUGACAAAA
Molecule: messenger RNA, 2560 nt
Organism: Falco peregrinus (peregrine falcon)
Lineage: Eukaryota; Metazoa; Chordata; Aves; Falconiformes; Falconidae
Gene: MEST
Product: mesoderm specific transcript
Exons: 12
Coding region: 84-1064 (326 amino acids)
Molecular function (GO): catalytic activity
Source: RefSeq, a predicted model, not a curated record